CUGCCAUGUUGGAGGAAGCGGUGCCUUCUGUGAGGUGGAAACGCGGGGCUUCACCCGUAGCAUUGGGGAGCGCAGCCUCCUACCUUUCCUCCUCGCUCGAGUGUCGGUGCUGAGAGGCGGCGGCCGGCGGGAUGGAGAGAAGUAAGAUGAACCUGCCCAAGGGGCUGGACACGCUCUGCUUCGACAAGGACGAGUUCAUGAAGGAAGAUUUUGACGUCGAUCACUUUGUGUCUGACUGUAGGAAGCAUGUCCAGCUGGAGGAACUAAGAGGAGAUCUGGAACUCUACUAUAAACUUCUUAAAAUAGCCAUGGUCGAGCUCAUCAACAAGGAUUAUGCACAUUUUGUCAACCUUUCCACAAACUUGGUUGGCAUGGACAAAGCCCUCAAUCAACUUUCUGUGCCUUUGGGACAGUUACGAGAAGUUCUGCGUAUAGCCCACAUUACGGCCAUGCUGCAGCAGUCCCUGGGAGGCCUGCUGCUAGAAGGGCUUCAGACUUCCAAUGUGGACAUCAUAUGGCACUGCCUCCGGACUUACCCUACAAUUGACAAGACACGGGAUGCAGAGGCGUUAGUCUGUCAAGUACUGGUGAAACCGUACAUGGAUGAGGUGAUUGUAGAGCAGAUCGUUGAGUCUCAUCCGGACGGCCUGAAGAUCAUGUAUGCUCUUAAGCUCCUGGAGUUCGUUCCUCACCACUGCCGCCUUCUUUGAGAGGUCACAGAAGGAGCCAUCUCAAGGUGACGUAAACUGCUGUGUAUGCACCUGAGCUCAGUUUAGUGACCACCUGUCACCUCCUCAUGUGCCGCUGAUCCCUGGCUGUCCUGUCUGACCCGGGAACGUGUGCUCUUCCCUAUUUGUUACCAGUGUUGUGAGGCAGGUGUCGCUUGCCUGGGUUUACAGGGAAAGGGAAUGAAGAGUGGGGACGAAUCUCAACGGUGACAUUUGUGUGACUCCAGAGCCUCUGCUUUUCUCUUGUCUAUACUUUCUCCUUAACCAGGUUCAAAAUCAAAAUUGGUUUCCUUCCAUUAUUGUGAAGUCAUCAUCGGUCUAGAAAUACCAAUUCAUUUUAAUUCAACACGUUUUAUACUGAUGGCAAUUAAAGUCAUGUUCGGUUUUCCCUCCCUCUCUUAUUUCAUUUCCAUGGCUUUCCAGUUCUGUUUCAUGAAUAUCCCAUUACCUUCCACCAUCUCCGUCAUCCCAGUCCAGACCUUUGUUGCCUUUUGUUCGAGGGUAGCGGGCUCUCCCCACCUGGUCUCCCAGCUCCACCUGUCCCUCUUCAUUGCAGCCCUCAGCUGUCCCACCUGCCCAGAGCUCUGCAGCCUUUCUGAGUCGCUCAUGGCUUCUCAUCGCCCACAGAGGAGCAUCCAGUCUUCCUGGUGCAACCUGUGACCCUUGGUGCUUGAGUCCUAGUGGUUCUCCGCUGUAGAACUUUCUACUGUGGAACUUUCCCCCAUACCACUAUGGUUCCUGGCCAGAGAGGAGCGCUUGACCUUCCCUAACACACCUGGUACAGAAGAUCCCUGACUUCACCUUGGUUCAGUUUAUGGUUUUUUGACUUUUUAUAAUAGUGCAGAAGUGAUAUGCAUUUAGUUUGGAUCUUUUCCCAGGCUGGUGAUCUACAGUAGGGUCCUCUUUUGUAAUGCUGGGCAGGGGCAGUGAGCACAGCCCCCAGGCAAACCACGUGAUCACAAGGGUCAACCGUCCUAUUCUGGCUUUCAGUGCAGUGUUCAGUAAGUUACAUGAGAUACCAGACACUUUAUUGUGGAAUAGGCUUUGUGUUAGAGGAUUUUGCCCAACUGUGCAAUACUGUAAGUGUUCUCAACACAUUUAAGGUUGGCGGGGCUAAGCUCUGAUGUUCAGUCGCUUAGGUGUUUUCCAUGCAUUUUCAACUAAAGAGAUUUCCAGCUGAACAAUGGGUUUAUUAGAAGCCGAG
This is a messenger RNA of Mustela lutreola (European mink), 1932 nucleotides long. RefSeq names its product conserved oligomeric Golgi complex subunit 2-like. The coding region runs from base 132 to 710 and encodes 192 amino acids. Gene Ontology annotation, cellular component: membrane; COG complex. The transcript is spliced from 5 exons. The record is from RefSeq and is a predicted model, not a curated record. NCBI's taxonomy places the organism in Eukaryota, Metazoa, Chordata, Mammalia, Carnivora, Mustelidae. Gene Ontology annotation, biological process: protein transport; Golgi organization; intra-Golgi vesicle-mediated transport.